This is a messenger RNA of Amblyraja radiata (thorny skate), 2855 nucleotides long. RefSeq names its product ETS homologous factor. The transcript has 8 exons. Gene Ontology annotation, molecular function: sequence-specific DNA binding; DNA-binding transcription factor activity, RNA polymerase II-specific. Gene Ontology annotation, biological process: cell differentiation; regulation of transcription by RNA polymerase II. Gene Ontology annotation, cellular component: nucleus. Bases 260 to 1132 code for a protein of 290 amino acids. The record is from RefSeq and is a predicted model, not a curated record. NCBI's taxonomy places the organism in Eukaryota, Metazoa, Chordata, Chondrichthyes, Rajiformes, Rajidae.
GCAAAGUCCUUAAGAGGCCUCUGAAUUAUUUAAAUUACAUCUGGCCCAAUUUGUCUCAUCUGGUUACGCAGAAAAAGGGAUAAUCCGAAUCGUGAAACAACCUGCUCACCCACUAUUACAGGGUGCUCUGUAUCCAUAGGUUAAUCCAUUGCCCGGAUGCCAUUGGGGAGACACAUCAGGACCUGCUUCAGCAUCUUUACAGGGACGCCAUUGAGAAGAACAGGUCGCGAAGCUGACUCUCUCCAUGUGAUUCCAGAUCAUGAUUGUGCAAGACAGAAGCAUUAUGAAUGGCCAGUUCAGAAACCACCAUAUACCACAGCAAUUACCACCAACUUGGAGCAAUCACAACCUCGAAUGCAAUGCUCCAGGUGGGUAUUGUGGAGGCUCGUGGCUGCAGGCACCUCCCCAUCUCUGGACCAAGUACCACGUGUGGGAAUGGCUCCAGCACACGCUGGACGCCAACCAGCUGGAUGCCAACUUCAUUCGCUUUCACGACUUUGAUGUGACCGGGGAGCAGCUGUGCGCCAUGUCCUUUGAGAUCUUCAGCCGUGCGACCGGUCCUCUGGGCCCACUUCUCUUCAGCAGCCUGGAAAGCCUAAAGUGGAGCAGCAAGUUCCUCCCACCAAUGGGGCAGCCACUAAUGGCAGAGCAGAGAGGUUCUUUUGUCACUGACAUGGUAUUCCCAGUGAAUGACACCGUUAAAUCGUUUGAUGCUGUUGACGAGGGAGAUGUGGGAAGACAAGAGAUUACAUUGACGUCUGUCCCCCAAGACACUCAAGAUUGUCAAGAUAAAGAUCACCAGAUUCAGUCCCAGAGAGGAAAUGGGAAGAAGCACAGUCCCCGGGGAACACACUUGUGGGAGUUUAUCCGAGACAUCCUCCUGGACUCGGAGAAGAAUCCCGGACUGAUCAAGUGGGAAGACCGAUCGGAAGGGGUUUUUCGCUUCCUCAAGUCUGAGGCUGUGGCGCAGCUCUGGGGCAAGAAGAAAAACAACAGCAGCAUGACGUACGAGAAGCUGAGCCGUGCCAUGAGAUAUUAUUACAAGCGCGAGAUCUUGGAACGGGUGGACGGCCGGAGACUUGUCUAUAAAUUCGGAAAGAAUGCCCGUGGUUGGAAGGCCUGCGACCAAUAGGCGAUUUCUUGGAGAUGACAAUGGGAGUGUUUUGCAUCUGGUGAAAGUGACGCCAAGAUGGUUGUUAUUUAUAUGUAUAGAAAAAUGACGAAGCUCCUCAUUAAUCCUUUCCAUUUGUCGAUCAGCUGCCUCGUGUUUCCCAGAAAUGAGAUGGUCGGGGAGUGUGGGCUGGGAAGGGGGAUAGAGUUUUCAGGCUCCAGCUGAUGACAGCACUGGCAGUGAGUGCUCGCAGGUCUCUGCUCUGCAGGAAGACACCUGCUGGUCAGGUAGGAAGAAGGAGCAGGUAACGCACUUUCCAAAGCAAAAAGCAAUGAUUUGACCAACAAACACUAAGCAAGAACACCCGUCAUCUCGCUUGUUGUUCAACAACUGCAUUUAGGCAGCACGACCAACGUGAUGAAUCAAGCAAAGAUUUCACUGGAAUGCAAUUCUCAACCCAAUCUAAAAAGAAAAGGGAGUUAGGAACAGUUUGAACUGUUGGUCAAAUGGGUAAAUUUAAAGAAUCGUCUCAAAGGAGCAAAAUGAAGUACACAAAACAGUGUAGAAAUUCCAGAGCUUGCAGCGUGGUCAGUCCAUAUGUGACAAGGGGAAUCAGGAUACCAACAAAGGGGUAAUUGGCAGAGCAGAUAAGCUUAUUCCAUCCCUAACGCAGACUCUGAGGAGAAUGGGCAGUGCUUCACAUUAGGGAAGCUGAUGUGGAGUACUUCUUUCUGCGGGUUAAUUACAUUACACCAAACACACCUUUGGCAGACUGCUUAAGGCCACUAAAGUGUGUUUGAGCAAUGGAGAGAUCAGCAUGUUAGCAUCCCAAGGAUUGAACUUUUACACAACCAGCAUGUGAUAAGAUGCAUUAUUCUGAAUCCAACAUUUCAAAACAAAUGGAAAUGGUUAAAGAUAGUUUUAUUCCGAAGAAUUCUUGUAAAUUUGUAAUUUUUUCUGGCUUUGAACUGUGUGACAAUAAUGACGUAAAGAGCCAUUUAAAUGUGGUAUACUCUUGUUCAUGACCAUAGAAAUUGUGCCCUGGUUUCCCAUGCAAGCAGAAGUAGGCCAACAUGGCCCCUCGAUUCUGCUCCACCUUCAAUGAGAUCACAGCUAAACUGAUUCAACCCUUGACACCAUAUUCCCGUCUGUCCUUGGUAACCUAUCACCCCUUUUGCUAAUCCAUUGCAUCUAUUUUCACCUUAUUCAAAGAAUCCACUUUUGCAUACCAAAUCUUCUCAAUCUUCUUACGAAGUAGAGGAGUUAAUGGGCUUUCUUUAUGAUUUCAUCACUGUGUGGGUCCAGGACAGAUCUUCAGAGAUAUGCAUGCCCAGGAACUUGAGGUUAUUGACUCUCUCCAGCACCAACUUGCCGAUGAAGACAGGUAUGUGGUUCCUUGGCUUUCUUCUAAAGUCAACAAUCAGCUGCUUGGUUUCACUGACGUUGAGAGUAUGGUUGUUCUGGCACCAUUCAAUCAGACGAUCAUCUCCCUCCCACGCACUGACUCAUCAUUACCUGUAAUUAGUCUAACAAUGUCCACACAAUAGAGGUGGUACCAUGCCACAAUUUGACCAACUAUGAUCAUCAUUGAAAGAUAUGAAUCAGCUUCAUCACGAUCGUAUGAAGGAUGGAGCAGGUUUAAGGGACCUAAUGGCCUACUCCUGUUCCUAAUUUGUUUGUUCGCAUGGGCAAAGUUUAAAGGGGAUGUGCAAGACAAGUUUUUUACACAGACCAUGGUGGGUGA